Vairimorpha ceranae is the source of this 1833-nucleotide messenger RNA. RefSeq lists its product as hypothetical. Gene Ontology annotation, molecular function: protein binding. The transcript has a single exon. The record is from RefSeq and is a predicted model, not a curated record. Bases 1 to 1833 code for a protein of 610 amino acids. NCBI's taxonomy places the organism in Eukaryota, Fungi, Microsporidia, Nosematidae.
AUGAUUAUAAAAAUAAAAAUUGAUGAAGAUUCCUCUUUAACAUUUGACACUACAGAACUUCCUGUAGAUACAGAUUUUGAUUCUUUAUUUGAACUAAUAAAAGAGAGUAAUAUUCCAUCAUCAUCAUUAUUUAAAAUAGCUUAUGCUUAUAAGGAUAAAUAUGACUACUGUAAACAAAUACUUGAUUAUGUAAAAACUACCAAUCUAAGAGAUGUAAAAUCUAAAGCAGAAAUUUUUCAAAUGAGUCUUGAUUUAGCACAUAAUAAGCCAUUAUAUUUUUCACAAGAAUAUCCUUAUAAUUCUUUUUAUAUUUUACUAGGAUAUGAAAAUAUAAAAUCUAAAAAUUAUGUAAAAGCCUUGGCUUAUUUUACCAGAGUUCAGUACAAACUGGGAAUUGAACUUUGUAAUUUUUAUUUAAACAGAAAUAUUGUUUUUAAUAAUGAAUUAUUAAAAGCAUUGCAUAUCUUUAAUACUAAAGAUGUAUCUAACUAUAAAAUAGCAAAAGAAAUGUUUAAAAGGAAUGUAUCUAAAGAUUUUUACAAUGGAAUAUUUAAUAAUACAAAAUCUAUUGGUGAUUAUAAAAUUCAAUUAAAUAUUGAUAUUAAACUUAAUACAAUACGACAAGAUUUAUCUAAAAUAGACUUAUAUGAAUUAGAUAAUGAUUUUUUUUAUUAUUUGAAAGGAAAAAAAGAACAUUUAGAAAAAAAUUAUGAUAAAGCAAUAGAAUGGUAUAAAAAAUCUUUAAAUAAAAAUAAUAAUAUUUAUGCAAAAUAUAAUUUACAGAGAAUUUUACAAAAAGAGUACAUUGAAGAUAAUUUUGAUUGUUAUGAAUAUAAUAAUUUUAAAUAUUUUAUGAAAUAUAAAAAGUGUAAGAUUGAAGAUUUAAAAUGUGAUGUAGAAAAUAUUAAUCUAAAUAUAAAAAAUUUUAUUAAUAUAAUGUCAGGUAUUAAAAACAAUCCAGAGUCAUACAUUGCAAAAUACAAAACAUUAUUAAAAAAUGAUUUAUUGGAUAUUAAUACAAUAAAAAAUAAUCUUAUUUAUUUUAAGUAUAAAAAUAUUGAUUAUCAGGAUCUUUUAAAUGACACAUCAUGUGUUUUAGAAGAAGAUGUACAAACACUAGUAGAUAUUUAUAAUAAAACAAAUGAUGUAUAUGUUAAAUAUAACUUAUUUUAUUUAACUAGAGAUAUGAAAUAUUAUGAUAAAUUAAAUAAGUUUAGUACACAGAUACUUAAAUUUAUAAAAAAUGGAGAACUAGAAUAUAUUGAAAUUUAUGAUAAAUUAAAAAAUGCAAAAACAAUAGAAAACUACAAGGAAUGCCUUGAAAGUUUUUAUGGAGCCAAUGGUAUAGCCAUUUGUCUAGCUAAAAAUAAAAAGUAUCAAGAAGCGCUUAAAAUAUUUUAUAGUUUAGUACUUGAUUACAAUGAUGUUUAUAUAAAUAUUGGUAAUGUAUACAUAGCGAUGAAAGAAUAUGAAAAAGGGAUUAUACAAUUUCUUAAAGCCUUUUCAGAAGGUAAUAAUAUAAAAUUAUUAAGUAAAAUUUCUAAUAAUGAAUAUAUUUUUAGAAUAAUACAAGAAGUGUAUAUUUAUGUAAAUAAUAUAGAUCUUUUAAUUAAAAUAUAUAAAAUAUUUGAGAUAUCGGAUAUGAAAAAAUACAUUUUUAAAUUAUUAAUUAAUUCUAACAGAUUGGAUGAAGCAGAAUGUUUUAAAAUAGAAAGUGAUAGUGAACUUAUGAAUAUUUAUAAUAAUAAAAUAGAAGAAAGAAAUAAAGCUUGUUAUGAAAAUAAGAGAAAAGCAGAGGAAAUGGCACAAUAUAAAAAAUCUAGAAAUUUAUAA